ACAAGGAACCUUUGCGGCUGGUCUGAGGCAAUAAAGUACUUACCUGGUUUGAUUUUUUUUCAGGGGGAGGGGGGGUUCAGCCUUUAGACGUGUUGUUGAAUAUUUGUCUAGUCCUUUAAGAAUUCAUCAAAAUGAUUCUGACCGUGAAACCACUCCAAGGAAAAGAAUGCAGUGUACAGGUGACUGAAGAUGAGAAAGUCUCUGCAGUGAAGGAACUUGUGUCACAAUGUCUCAACAUCCCAGCAAACCAGCAGCGGUUGCUGUAUAAAGGGAAGGCACUUGCAGAUGAACACAGAUUGAGCGAUUACUCCAUUGGGCCAGAGGCCAAAUUGAACCUUGUUGUCCGUCCAGCUGGGGAGAGGAGUGGAGCUACAGGGAUGACCAGUAGCAGUAGCACCAGUCCACAAGGAGGAGUGUGGCAGACUUUAUCCACUGUCCUCGCUAGGCACUUUAGUCCUGCAGAUGCAGCCAAAGUCCACGAGCAGCUCAUCAAGGAUUACGAGCGUUCACUUCGACAACUCAGUCUAGAUGACAUUGAGCGCUUGGCUGGACGACUGCUUCACCCAGAGAGCGAAGGCAUGGACACCUCAUACAUGGACUGAGAACCUGCCCAAGAGGAGGUUGCCCUUAUGAUUGUCAGUGGAGAAGUGUUUGUUCUUGGAGGAGUGUACAGUGUUUUUAGAGAGUAAGGCUUGGAAAACACAGUAUACAUUUUCUUGCAGAGGGUCCCAGGUGUGUGCCUAAUCAGUGGCUCAGUAUAUGUGGGGAAAAACUGACCAUUGAUUAUCUCAGCAAUAGGACAUUGUUAUCCAACACCAGAGUGACUGGAUAAGAAAAGUUUGACUAUUUUGUUGGGUCUUGCAUCGAUGACUAUUUGAUUUAAUCAAAUAAGAUUUCAAUACACAGGAAACCACAUUUGGCUGUUGGAUUGUGACCUCUGCCUCCUAAAGCUCCUAUGGGAAACUAAUGUCUGUUGGAGGAUAUUUAUUAUUCAUGUCUGUAAUGGAUGAUGACAGACUGUUUUCUGUUAAAUGUGUGAGAAAGGUAAUGCUUGUACUAUCUGUUGACUAACUGGUGAUCAGUGUAUGAUUUGUAAAUAAUGUGUUUAUAUACAAGUAUUAAAACAAGUG
Lampris incognitus (smalleye Pacific opah) is the source of this 1130-nucleotide messenger RNA. RefSeq names its product ubiquitin like 4A (gene ubl4a). Gene Ontology annotation, biological process: post-translational protein targeting to endoplasmic reticulum membrane. The coding region runs from base 132 to 602 and encodes 156 amino acids. Gene Ontology annotation, molecular function: protein binding. The record is from RefSeq and is a predicted model, not a curated record. The transcript has 4 exons. NCBI's taxonomy places the organism in Eukaryota, Metazoa, Chordata, Actinopteri, Lampriformes, Lampridae.